CGGAGCGCCCAAUCACAGGGCUCGUCCUCCCCGCCGGAUGCCGGGCCUGUGACGCCCCCGAGCCGAGGGGUCGGCUUUUCCACGCAGCUGGCGGCGGGGACUCGAACCGCCGAUGGUUUUCCUCACGCUCUCGCGUUGGAUCCGGAGCCGCGGGCCCGAUCGAUAUUGGCGGGUCCAGGAAGUCCUGAAGCACGCACGGCAUUUCCGCGGGCGGAAGAAUCGAUGCUACAGCCUGGCGUUGCGGGCCGUGCGGAGAGCCUUUCUCUACUCCACCAAAGCCAGGAAACUGAAGAAGCGGAACAUGAGGACGCUUUGGAUCAGCAGAAUAGCAGCAGCCUCCAGGGAGCAUGGGCUGAAAUAUCCAAUACUAAUUGGUAAUUUGAUUAAGAGUCAAGUGGAACUAAAUAGAAAAGUUCUUGCCGAUUUGGCUGUGUACGAACCAAAGACAUUCAAAUCCCUGGCAGCACUAGCGAAGCGAAGAAGGGAAGAAGGCUUCCUUGAUGCGUUAGGCGAUGGCAGAGAACCCAAUGGAAUAUUUUCACGUAUUGUGCACCGUGACUAAAGGAAUAAAUGUGAAUAAUUACUGUGAAUAAUUUUCAUCUGUUUUGUAACUGAGUUUUGCUGGCAAUUUAACAAAACACUUGAAGCAGACUUCAAAUCUGUCCAAAAAUCUUUGGCAUUGCUGUGUGGACUUUGACAAGAAAUAGUUAUUACGAUGCAUACUUGAAUCCAAGUAUGAUUAUAUGAAAUUCUUCAAUAAGAUUUUGGUAACGUGGAAAAUGUGACAGGCUGGGGUAGAAAAACUGCUUGCUGGAAAACAUCAGUACAUGUUGGCUUCCUCAGCUUUGACCAUCCAAUUUUCAUGUACUAAAGAAUACUUAAAUAUAUUUGAUUACAUUUAAAAGAGAAGAUAAUUGGGCCCAGUCUUGUGAAAAUUGUACUAAUGGGACUUAUAGUUUUUGGCACGAGGCCUCAUUGUACAUCAAUGAAGAAGAAGAGGACAGUUUUUUUUAAAUCACUGGGAUGCUUGCCUAAGUUCUGCUCUUUUCUCCGUUCCAAUAUUGCUUCCAGUGUACUGGGCCAAAUUGUAAUUUAUUUCUGUCCCAAUAAAUCAUUUAAUGCUA
Messenger RNA from Hypanus sabinus (Atlantic stingray), 1124 nucleotides. RefSeq names its product mitochondrial ribosomal protein L20 (gene mrpl20). Gene Ontology annotation, molecular function: rRNA binding; structural constituent of ribosome. The coding region runs from base 113 to 562 and encodes 149 amino acids. Gene Ontology annotation, biological process: ribosomal large subunit assembly; translation. The record is from RefSeq and is a predicted model, not a curated record. Gene Ontology annotation, cellular component: ribosome. NCBI's taxonomy places the organism in Eukaryota, Metazoa, Chordata, Chondrichthyes, Myliobatiformes, Dasyatidae. The transcript is spliced from 4 exons.